AUGGACGUCCCGGACCACCAAGUUCAUGGUGAGCCGCCGGGACACAUGUUCAAGUCAAAGCUUGACGUGAGUGGGAAGGGUCACCGCGACAGAGAGUCAGACCACUUUCCUCCCACAUUCUAUCCUGAGGUUUGCUGUCCAGAGCCAAGCGUCACCACCUCUAACGCCUCUGACACGGAACCUGCCGUGGCACCUACUGAUUCUAUCGCCAUUGAAGAGGAACAAAUAGAGGAACCAACCGAAUCUCCCGAACCUGCAACUGAAGCAAGCGUGAACUCUACUGAACCAACUGAAGUGCCUCAAUAUAACAGCACUGAAACUGAAACAAGCGAAAAUUCUACUGAUUCUAAUGUCAUUCAAGCGGAACCGGCUGAAACUCCUGAGGGUAACGGCACUGAGGCUGAGAUAAGCGUGAAUGAUAUUGAUACAAGCGAAAAUUCUACUGAUUCUAAUGUUAUUCAAGCGGAACCGGCUGAAACUCCUGAGGGUAGCGGCACUGAAACUGAGAUCAGCGUGAAUGCUACUGAUACAAGCGCCCCUGCAACACAACCCGCCGCGAUCCUUCCUGAGGUGGAGCUGAGCGGGGAGGACCUGCUGCCGAAGAGUGACGAGUGCGGGCUGCGUCCUGAAACAGUCUACAGGAUUAUGCACGGAGAGGAAGCUCCCUUGUACGCCUACCCGUGGAUAGCGCUGCUCGGAUAUGGAGGUGAGACAGAGGGAAGAAGAAGAGAAGGAGGAGGAGGAAGAGGAGGAUCUCCCUCCAAGCCACUGUGGGCGUGUGGCGGUGCGCUGAUCAACGAACGCUACGUGGUCACCGCCGGGCACUGUAUCGCAGAGAGCAGCAGAAAAUCCAACGGUCUUGGGAAACUAUUCAUCUCACACUCACUACACUCUAAUUCUACUCCAACAAGUCCCCUAACACCCUCUCCGUGUCCUCCUAGGGUGGUGGUGAGGCUUGGGGAACAUAACGUUGCCACCAAAAUCGACUGCAUUGAUGACACCGGUAUGUGCUCCCCGCCGCAGGACUUCACGCCGGAGGAAAGUUUUACCCAUGAGGACUUCCACGUGCGGAGUUUGGUUAGUGACGACAUCGCCUUGGUGCGCCUCGACAGGAAGGCUCAGUUGGGACCCACAGUGCAGCCCGUGUGCCUUCCCCCGGCGGAUCUGAACAUUGAGGAGUUCCUGAGAUCACGUGAUGCCAUCGUGGCAGGCUGGGGCGCCACCGAGGAAAGGUCUUACUCCAGAACUCUUCAGGUCACCAACAUUCCCUUCGCCAGCAAGAGUAAAUGCAAAAUUCUCUACCCCUUCCUCCCAUUACUGGAAGAGCAGGUGUGCUUCGGCGGCCAGAACAAAAGGGACUCCUGCUACGGAGACUCCGGAGGACCUCUCUUCCAGUCUGACUUGAAGACUUUCCAUAUCCUUCGCAGCAUCCUUUCCAGCAUCCUUCGCGGCAUCCUUCACCCUUCCUCUCUCCCACAGAUCGGCUUAGUAUCCUUCGGUCUGCCUCAAUGUGGUCUGGAUGGCGUCCCGGCAGUGUACACCAGCGUCGCGCCCUACAGAGAUUGGAUUCUGUUGCACAUGAAGCCUUAAUGAUCUUCUUUCCUAGUGUUUUUUUUUUUUUUUUUGUAA
Molecule: messenger RNA, 1629 nt
Organism: Scylla paramamosain (green mud crab)
Lineage: Eukaryota; Metazoa; Arthropoda; Malacostraca; Decapoda; Portunidae
Product: phenoloxidase-activating factor 1-like
Exons: 7
Coding region: 1-1590 (529 amino acids)
Biological process (GO): proteolysis
Molecular function (GO): serine-type endopeptidase activity
Source: RefSeq, a predicted model, not a curated record